CUGAAGCAGUUUUGCAAAACCUGUCGAAUUGCCAGCUACGGCAACGAGAUAAAGAAUCUAUGUACUCGACUUCAGGAGCAGAGUCAUUACAUCGAAGAGCGUAGAAAGUCAUGUACGUUUAAUCUGAAAGACCCAGAAAUGAUGAAACAGUUCGAAGAACAGGUUAAGUGUUCGGCCGACGUUCCUUUCUUGCUGUACUAUUCAGCUUUUCGCAAAAUGAAAGAUCGCGAUAGCAGGAUAAAGCUGGCCGUUACUAAUGAGGAAUUAAACAGACUCCAAGAAGAACGUAACCAGCCUGAAGAAGACGAUUUUAACUGCACUCCAGCCAGGAAAAAGAAACGUUCCAUGAAGUCACCAAAGUUAUCUCGACAGCAGGAUCGGACUCUCGGCAAGAACUCGCAAUUUUCAGCCGAUGAUGACAUGUUAACGGAGUUGCGGCUGUCCGAUUCUGAAUAA
Molecule: messenger RNA, 456 nt
Organism: Soboliphyme baturini
Lineage: Eukaryota; Metazoa; Nematoda; Enoplea; Dioctophymatida; Soboliphymatidae
Source: the annotation of a GenBank genome assembly